Nelumbo nucifera (sacred lotus) is the source of this 1314-nucleotide messenger RNA. RefSeq lists its product as uncharacterized. The record is from RefSeq and is a predicted model, not a curated record. NCBI's taxonomy places the organism in Eukaryota, Viridiplantae, Streptophyta, Magnoliopsida, Proteales, Nelumbonaceae.
CCUUCACCUCCUUCUAUAAAAAGCACGUUUGAAGUUUCCUGCGCGCAAAUUACCCGACACUAAGAAAUGAUUUACACAUUGCCAUUUUCCUGCGCUGAAGCCCGAACACUCGUCGCUUUCGUUGCCGCCCUUUUCCGGCUCCGUUAAACGGACUUUCUCUCUCACAGAUUUUCUUUGUGAUAGAUUUUAGGCCUUUCAAACCAUAGAAACCGAUGCUUUCUUGGACUCUGAAGCAAGAAUUCUCACUUUUCCAUGAUUGUCGUCUCGUUUCGUGGCUUUGCAGAGGUGAAGGUGAUUAGUGGGGGUUCGAUUCUUUAGGUGGUCAGCGUUUUGUUAUUACGUAUUGGCUGGGUUAACUAUCACGACUUCCGGAAUGACACCUGCUGAAUUAUGAAUUCAAGAUGAUGGGCCCGAAACAGUGGCACCCGGCUGAUUAAGGUUGAGACGAGUUGCAAUCGCUGUAGCUCUGGUCCAUAUUUCUUGGUUUGAAGCACAGCAUUGAUCAGCUCCCAGGUAAGGGAAAAAAUAGGAUAAGGUGCAAAAAGUUAUGGAUUUGGAUAACAAGAGUCCACCAGAGAAGCAAGAUGAACUAGAAUACAUGUAUUAUGUGGGACAUGAAUGGGAAUAUGACUUCAACAUUGGUUAUGGUGCAGACUUGCUUGAAGAAGAUGCUUUGAAUGUGAAAUGUUGUCUAGAAGUAUUGAGAAGAUUGAUAUCAAAGGCAGAUGCUGAAAUUGAAGAGUUGGAAGAAGAUCUUGUGAUACUUCAAACCCAGCUAGAAUGGAACGAACAAAAUAAACACGAAGAUUGUUCUGAGAUAUGCUGUAAUGCUUUGAGAGAAAAGAUCCAUUUCCUAGAGUUAUCAAUUCAGUGUCUAAAGGGUGAAGUAAUGAGGAAGGAUGAUAAUAGUAUUCCAUCACAGGACAGAGAACCUGCCAAGAGAAUUCUUGAAAUAAUUAAUCCUCUGUUAAAAAAUCAUAUCCAUAAGAAAGAUGAACAGCCUGAAGAUGUUGCGGUAAAUGAUUCCAGAUCUGAUUUUCAUGAACUUGGUGAUCUUGGUGAUCUUCAUACAGUGAAAAGGCUAAUCAACUCAGAUUCCCAGACUUGCUCGGUUGAAGAAGGCAAUGAACUUGGUGAUCUUCAUACAGUGCAGAAUUUUGAUUUAUAUUUGCCUGUGAAAUCAGAUAUAGUGACAAUGAAUAAUAAUUCAGAAACCGUGAAGGUCCAAAGAACUGGUUGUGUCACUACUGGCAAUACUGAUUCAGGGUCACCCUUGAACUUGACAGGGUCACUUCACUGAAGAUACAACAAUCA